AUAAAACCCUAGCGUAGUUGUAAGGGUUUCGUUUCACCAAAAAUUUGCAGUUCUCUCUCUCUCGUUCGUGUGCGGAAACUGAAGAAAACCACACCAAGCAACAGCUCAAAAUCGAAGCAUUCAUACAAAUUUUGCAACCAAUUGAAACCCUAAGUCUGCUAAUAAUUCUGUUGAAAUGUCAGUUCAAUUGCCUCCUUCGAAGAGACCGUAUGAUCGGAUCCAUAUAGAACCAAAUGGUAAAGGGAAGAGGCAAAAGUCAUCAGGUUAUAUUUCGCAGAAUUUACCAUUGAAAAUUUCUCCUGGCAGCACUGUAUUUCGUGUACUCUGCUCGGCUACCAAAACUGGCAGUGUUAUUGGAAAAGGUGGCAGCAUCAUAUCACAAAUACGUCAGGAAACUGGUGCAAAGGUCAGGGUUGAGGAAAAUGUCCCUGGAUGUGAUGAGAGAUUAAUUGUUAUUAUAGGUUCUGAUAAAGAUAGUGAAGUCGGUGCUGACCUGAGCAAGGAGGAUGGUAAUGGGACUAACACAAUCGAAGAGGGUGAUGAUGCAAACAAACAUGAUGAGGACAAUGAAGAUAAGAAAUCCAUUCCUGUGGAAGAUUUACAAUCUGAAAAGGGAACAAUGUCUGUUCAGAAAGCUCUUUUACUUAUUUUCGAAAGAAUGGUUGAAGGAGAAUCAGAGACAGAUGGAGGGGAUGAUGAGAGUAACAAGUCUUCCACAGUUGUGAGGUUACUUAUUUUCUCCAGUCAAGUGGGCUGCCUAUUGGGAAAAGGUGGCAGCGUAAUCAAACAAAUUUCAUCUGAUACUGGUGCACAGAUUCGGAUUCUGCCUAGGGACAAACUACCUCCUUGUGCAUCUCCUUCUGAUGAACUGGUUCAGAUUACUGGGGGAGUUCAUGAAGUCAGGAAAGCUCUUCAAUCUGUUUCUCAACAGCUUCUAGAGAAUCCACCUCGUGAUCAGGAUUCUUUUUCUGUCAACCCUAGUGGGCCUUCAUCUGAUUCAUUUGGUGAUCCUUUAUUGAGGCCCGAAGAAUACCCACCACGGAACUAUGCUUUCCGUUCUCAAAGAGCAGCUUAUGCUGCUGGGCCACUAAUUUCCAGAUUUAAUGAAAGUGGUGUUCCUGGCCAUUUUAACCUUCCUCAGGAUAUCCUCAGCUUCAGGUUACUGUGUCAUGAGGAGAAGGUAGGAGGAGUAAUUGGAAAAGGAGGAACAAUAGUUAAGGCACUCCAGCAUGAGACUGGCUGUGAGAUCAAAGUAUUGGAUGGCAUAUCUGACUCAGAGGACCGCAUUAUUGUCAUAUCUGGUCCAGCGCACCCAGAUGACAGAAUAUCCGCUGCACAAGAUGCGGUUCUUCGUGUUUUGUCAAGGAUGGUUAGGGCUACAGCAGAGAACAAGGAGAACACUGUGACUGCAAAGUUUCUUGUCUCCUCUCAUCAAAUAGGUUGCCUUCUUGGCAAGGGAGGUGCUAUUAUUGCUGAAAUGAGGAAGUCAUCUGGGGCUUAUAUUCGUAUAUUGGGGAAGGAUCAGCUUCCAAAGUGUGCUUCUGAGAAUGAAGAAGUUGUUCAGAUAAAUGGAGAAUUUGAGGUAGUACAAGAUGCUAUUCUGCAAAUAACCACUAGGUUGCGGAAUCAUUUCUUUCGUGAUGCAUUUCCUGAUAUCAACCAUCCUUCAAAUGCUGCCUUUCCAGAUCAAGGACCUCCAUUUCCUCCAUAUGUGGGAAGGAUGGAAUUUUCACCCCCUGGAAUGUAUUCCAAUCUAGGGCCAUCAUUUCACAGAUAUGAUGCUGUCGGUGGUCUGCCUCCACAUGGGGAUUUUCAUCCACAUGAUGAUCGCUUCCCUUUUAUGCACAGUAUUCACAGGCCAGGCAUUCCCCCUCAUAUUUCCGACAGAAGGCCAUCUUCAGCAUGGGGUCCUCAGGGACCUAUUGAAGGGGGUGGGCCUUUAGGCUUGAUGGACUAUGCAGGAGCUCCCCAAAGAAGGGUUGGUGGAUUUGGAGGAGGAAGUCAUCCAGCUAUUAUCACAAACACCACCAUGGAAGUUGUUGUACCUCGUUCUAUUGUUCCUGUGAUUUAUGGAGAGGAUGGUGGAUGUCUGAAACAAAUUCGUGAGAUUUCCGAGGCUAAAAUUACUAUCACCGAUCCCAAACCUGGAGCAACAGAAACAAUGAUUAUAAUAUCUGGCACACCUGAUCAAACCCAUGCUGCACAGUCUCUUAUUCAAGCAUUUGUAAUUAGUGAGACGGAAGCUCCUUGAUCUUUGUUAUUGAGAACUUGCUACUCAGCUGAAGACCAUGGUGGCUGGAGAAUGUUGGACUUCUAAUUUUGCAGUUUUGUGAGUAGUGGGAACUUACUUGGACUUUGCUAGGGCUGCUCCCAAACUUUGCGGAUUAAUCUUAAAAUAUUGUUCGAGAGCAUGCCCAUUUAGCGUCAUUUGGAGAGUUACCUGAACAAUCAAAAAAUGUAGUUACCAAAAAAAAAAAAAAAAAAUGAACAAUCUAAUGCUCUUUUGGCUGUCACUAAAUGUUAAAUGGUAGGGGUAAGAAAAAAUAAUACUAUUGGCUUUUACAUGUUUGUAUGGGAUGAGAAUUUGUAAGAAAUGGGAAGGAAAAUUGCUUUUCUA
This is a messenger RNA of Camellia sinensis, 2617 nucleotides long. Its product is annotated as RNA-binding KH domain-containing protein RCF3. The record is from RefSeq and is a predicted model, not a curated record. NCBI's taxonomy places the organism in Eukaryota, Viridiplantae, Streptophyta, Magnoliopsida, Ericales, Theaceae. Gene Ontology annotation, molecular function: RNA binding.